AUGAAUAUGUUGAAAGCAGAAGACGACACGUGUGACGUGAAAGCCUACUCCCAUCUGAGUGAAUCAACGUGGGAGGUAGUUGGCCGCAUUAGUUUGCUCAUGGACGAACCCGCCAUCAGUGGUAUGUUAGAGUCUCUAAGCAGUGACCAGAAACAUGCUUCUAUCAAAAAGUUCCUACAAGGGGAACUUUCCGUCGAACGACAAAAGAUAGCCUUGCUACAGCAGCAAGGCUCUCAUCAGUCGAUGGGCGGGCCGACGCAUAUUCUUCGACUGGAAUCAUUGAAGAUCGAUAUCUCAAGGUACAAGGGAACCGAUGAAGAUUCCCUUUUGAGAUGGUUCGUCGAGUUAGACGAUGCCACCAGGGCCCUUCACAUCGAAGGUGACGAUAUGCAAGUCACCGUCGCCCUGUCAAAUUUGACGGGACGGGCAAAGACUUGGGCCUUAGGGCUCAAGCUUCACGACCAAAUUGUGUUUGAGUCGUUGGAGAUCUUGAAGUCUCGGCUUAAAGAGAAGUUUGAGCCGCCGAAAGCUGAGUUCAGAGCACGCUCUGCAAUCUUGAGGCUAAAGCAAGGUAAGCGUGAUGUGCACGCUUACGCACAACACCUGCGCUGCCUUGCGAGUAGCGUUACGGAGAACCCUGCUGAUGAGCACACGCUCAUCAACUUGUUCAUAUAA
This is a messenger RNA of Peronospora matthiolae, 675 nucleotides long. Lineage: Eukaryota; Oomycota; Peronosporomycetes; Peronosporales; Peronosporaceae. The record is from the annotation of a GenBank genome assembly.